Molecule: messenger RNA, 2704 nt
Organism: Gopherus flavomarginatus (Mexican gopher tortoise)
Lineage: Eukaryota; Metazoa; Chordata; Testudines; Testudinidae
Gene: RANBP3L
Product: RAN binding protein 3 like
Exons: 16
Coding region: 360-2105 (581 amino acids)
Biological process (GO): protein export from nucleus
Cellular component (GO): nuclear pore; cytoplasm
Molecular function (GO): GTPase activator activity
Source: RefSeq, a predicted model, not a curated record
UUAGCUGUCAGAGACAGUAACAUAAGAGCAUACUCAGUAAAUGCUUGUUUUACUUCAUCUACAACAUUUUGUGCCAUGGAGCAAUGUUCUUUGAAUCUGGUAUAACUGCUUUAACAAGGUGUUACUUUGAGUUUCUGCAUUAGAAGCUCAUCUCAACAGAAGAAUGCAAAGCAGGAAUUGUUAGCAUUCGGGCAGCUGUUUGGAAAACACAGUUUCUAUGCAGGAUUUUAAACUACUGAAAUUAGGCUUGGGUUUGGGGUUUUUUUUUAUCUUCAAAAGAAGAGCUGGUAAGACUAAACCACAAGUUCUGGGCCAGAUAAGCUGAAACUGUUUUUUUUUUAACUAUAAGAACCAUAAGUAUGAAACACCAAGAAGUUCCUGCUAGUGAAGCAAAUGUAUUAUACACAGGGAUAGGACCUUCGUGUACAGGUAACAAUAUUGCAGUCAGCUCUGUGCAUCACAUGAAGGACAAACCUUACCUCACCAAACGGAGAGGAUGUCCCAGUGAUCCUUGGACUGUGAACCAAGCUACCAGUACUCAUGUGCAAAAACAAACCAUCAGCAAUCAGUUCCACAGCUUGGGUAACAGCAAAUUAAACCGCAGCGAUGAAUGCUACACAGAGACAUCAGUUAUUGCUCAGCCCAUAUUUGUUUUUGAAAAGAAAGAACGACCUUUCAAGAGGCCUGCAGAAGACCUGGUUUGCAAGGCUGAAAAUGGUGAUUUCAUUGGUUGUUCCAGGAAACGGGCAAGGUCUUCAUCUUUUACUUUCCAAACGUCGGACUCGCAGUUCUACAUAGAUACAGCACUGUCUCAGAAAAGAGUGAGAUCAUCUUCCUGUACCAUCCUUCCGACCUUUCCUCCAUCACAGCCAGUAAAGAAUAACGUAUUCAUGACCUCAGCUCUUCUCCAAAGAAACCAUGACACCACAAGAACAGAAAAAGGAGUCUUUUCACAAAUUCAGCAGUGGACUGUCAUAAGACCUGCCAUUUUACAGCCACCACAGUCUCAGAUAUGUGAGGAAAGAAGACAGAUGUGCACUGAAAAUAUACUGGCAUCUUCCAAAACUAAAGAGAAAGCAAAUAUUCAGUUGUCUGAAGAGAGCUCUCAUUGCCCAGCAGAGAACUCAGGAAGUUCUGAGACAACAGUGAGGCCAUCUAUCUCCAUGCACCUUUCUAGCCCUAAAACAAUAGGAAAUCAGACAGUUGAAGAUGUAACUUUUUUAAACAACAGAAAUUCUACUUUUGUGUUUGGAGAAAACAUGGUAGAGAGAGUUUUGAGUCCUCAGAAAUCUCCCAAGCUGCAUAAUGAAACUGAUCUAUGCAAGAAAGAAAUAACAUCCACAGAUGCCAAAACUGUUCAUAUUGGUUAUUCACAUACAAAAACAUUUUUUGUCAAGAAGUCAACACUAAUUGAAUCAGCUGCGGCUUACAUUUCCAAACCAGCACAGAAAUAUUUGUUAGAUAAAGUUGAAGUUAUAACAGGAGAAGAAGCAGAACAUAACGUGUUGCAGAUCAGUUGCAAGCUUUUUGCAUUUAAUAAACUCUCACUAUCCUGGACUGAAAGAGGAAGAGGAUCCCUGAGGCUUAAUGACACUUCAAGCAAUAAACAUGGAACAUUACAGUCAAGGCUAGUUAUGCGAAAUCAAGGCAGUUUGAGACUGAUUCUCAACACCAAACUCUGGACUCAGAUGGCGAUAGAAAGAGCAAAUCGCAAGAGUCUGUGCAUCACUGCAACAGACCUAGAAGACCAUUCUGUUAAAGUAUUUCUAAUACAGGCAAGUUCAAAAGAUACGGAGUACCUGUAUACAGCAAUACAUCACCGUCUUGUUGCACUGCGAAGCUUUGCUGAGCAAGAAUUGGAUGCAAAUCAGGUUGACAUAGAGCCAGAAACAGUCUUUCAUUCAUUAAACUGUGAUAGUGAUGAUGAUGAUGAAGAUGAAACAAUAACUCAAGUGAGCAGCAAUGAAUCAGGACACAAUUGUUCCCAUUUAUGGAUUUUUGGAGAGGUGGAAAUCAGUGGUGAGGGAAGGGUCUGGUUCUCCAGCAAGAUCAUUCUAGAUGGAUCCGCAGACAGCCUGUUGUCUGCUCAUGACAGCUACCUAUGAUUACAUCAAUACAGUUGAUAGCUCAUCUUGCUGAAAAACUGUAAACCAUCUCAGCAGUCUUGGAGAAAGGAAAUCCUAUGCAUUCACAUUCUAUGAUUUUCAAGCAAAGAUUAACUUUCAGGACAACAUAAGCUUAAUACAGCAGAAAUGGACUUCAGAAGCACUUUAAGGAUUCCAAUCUUCAUUCCUUGUGCUGGAAUAGGAAUGACAAGGUGGCCUCCGGUAUUCAAGAAACAUUACAAAGCCUUCCAAUUUGGAAUUAAUCAUAUAUGGAGACAUUAAUAAUGUGAUAGAUUUUAUAUCUAAUCAAGGUUCAUUCAUCAUAUUGAUGGCAAGAAUCGUUUAACCAUCAGAUAGUGAUAUUUCUAAAAAGAUAUAUUUAUUGUUUCAGUUACGUAAUGUCUGUCCAUAAAAAGAUGCAUAUUAUGAACACUUGCAACAUCGUUUUAUUGGAAAGAGCCAUUGUAGUUAUUUGCUAACAUUCAAGGUCCUAUGCUGCAGUCUGUAUUCAUGCAGAACUCCUUGUGAAUGAGAGUUUCAUAUGAAUGAAGUCUACAGAAACUAAUCUUUAAUUAAACAAGAUCUUUGUUUUGAAAAUA